Molecule: messenger RNA, 1269 nt
Organism: Triticum aestivum (bread wheat)
Lineage: Eukaryota; Viridiplantae; Streptophyta; Magnoliopsida; Poales; Poaceae
Product: protein FAR1-RELATED SEQUENCE 5-like
Exons: 4
Coding region: 1-1269 (422 amino acids)
Source: RefSeq, a predicted model, not a curated record
AUGGCUCGUCGUGCACGUCGCCGGCUGCUAGAUUCAAGGCGGGGACAGCUGCCGUCGUCGAACGCCGGCGACGCCUACACCGCGGGGCAAGAAUCCGCAUUCGGGAGGGACGAGAAUGGUACUGAUAAGGUGACUAAGACCGAUAUCGAUAAUUUGAACGAAGAUGAUGGCAGCAGCGACAACGAUUCCGUCUCGUCAUAUGAUAUCUUACCUCCGGAGGAUUUUGAUAAUAAUGAACAUGGCGCAAAUAGCGAGAACGAAGAUGUGGAUGUUAACAAUGUGCAACAUAAUUGGCAGGAAUCAUUUGCAGAUAACUGGAGCCAGGAGGAGUCAGAUGGUCUUGUACUUGAUCACGAUGAGGGAGAGAUUGAUAUUGAGGAGGCUCAAAGGGAGCAGAAGAUGCUUGAGACACAUUGGAAGGUUAUGGCUAUGACCUUUCGGUCGCAAGGGGAUGCAUACAUAUUCUACAACAAUCACGCCAGAGAGCACGGGUUUAGUAUCAGGAAACAGAAGGUGAAACGAGGUGCUUCGGGAAUGAUACGGUACCGGCGGUUUCUUUGCUCCAGGGCAGGGAGAAGGCAGAGCAAGUUCAUAACCAUGGAGGGCCGCAAGCGCAGGCUUAGACCGGAGACUCGUUGCGACUGCGGUGCACAUAUGGUGGUGAAGCUGGACAGAGAACGUGGCGUUUGGUUCGUCGCAUCAUUCGUGGAUGAUCACAACCACGCGAUGGCUCAGCCCGACGAGGUUUGUUUUUUGUGGUCACACAGACGGAUUGGAGAUGGCCAGAGGGCGGAGAUAUUGGCGAUGGAAGCGGCCGGGAUAAGGAAGCAUAUUAUAAUGGACAACUUCAUCAGCAGAUACGGUUCGUACGAUAAGUGCGGGCUUAUCAGGAGGGACAUUUACAAUCUUUGUUGCAGAGAAAAAACGAAGCUCAUUGCAAAGGGAGAUGCAGAGACGGCAGUUGGCAUUAUGAGGAGCAGGAAGGAGAAGGACCCUGAGUUUUUUUUUGAGUAUGUGCGUGACAAGGAAGGGCGAUUGAAGAGUAUGUUCUGGUGCGAUGCACAGUCGCGGAGGGACUAUCAGGACUACGGAGAUGUGGUCGUGUUUGAUAGCACGUAUAAGAUGAACAGAUACGGUAUGCCGUUCGUCCCCUUUGUCGGAGUUAACAAUCACCGUUGCACCACAGUGUUUGGUUGUGCCAUCAUUGCUGACGAGACGGAAGGGACAUACGUGUGGCUGCUGCAGACAUUUAUGAAGGCAAACUGUUAG